This is a messenger RNA of Danaus plexippus (monarch butterfly), 2393 nucleotides long. RefSeq names its product lipid scramblase CLPTM1L. The record is from RefSeq and is a predicted model, not a curated record. Gene Ontology annotation, cellular component: membrane; endomembrane system. The transcript has 8 exons. The coding region runs from base 104 to 1711 and encodes 535 amino acids. Lineage: Eukaryota; Metazoa; Arthropoda; Insecta; Lepidoptera; Nymphalidae.
UCAUUUGUCACAAUAUUGACUUGAAAUUGAAAUUUUUGGUAGAUGUCCUUUAAUGUGGUUAAAUAAUAAUUAAUUUGAUUCGUAUAUCAUAACUCAAAACGUUAUGAAAUAUAUAUCCUUUACUUUUAUUUUAACUUUAAUUUUUGCGGGGUAUGUGAUAAAUACAAUAUGGACUUUAGCUGAAAUUUUUAUACCGCCCGAAUGCAGUCGUGGCGAUAGAUGUUUUACAAAUUAUUUGGCUUCAAACCCUGUACAACAUCUUGUUCUAUACACGUCCAUAAAGGAAUUUCCUUAUGAAAAUGGAAAAUUUGAAUCUUCGGUUAAUAAAGUGUACACUUCGCUUAAAUUCGACUAUCGAAAUCCGGCAACUAUGGAAGUAACAUUAAAAAUACCUCGCAAGACACGUAACAAUGGAACUUUCUUUAUGCAUGCCGUUCUUUUGGAUGAAAGUCAACUCUACAACGACUUUAUAGAUAUAUUUAGAAGUGAAUCCGUGCAUACCUUACCUUUGGUUACAUACACUGAACCUCAAGCUGCUACAUUCAAUUUACUCAAAGACAACACUGAGGGAGAUGCACAAAAAUAUAAAGAAGUUAAACCAUACUCACAUAUAUCAACAGUAGCUCCAUUGUCAAUACUAACCGAUAAUUUGAACUUGCCUGCUCGUAAAAUUCCGCCUGAAUUGCAUCCAUAUAUGCGGGUCCGGGGCAAAAACUUUUUGCCAAUUAUACAGCAUAAUGUUCUCAAAUCGAGGAUAUCUAAUUUACUUCUACUAAAUACCAGUACUACUGAAGUUAAUGUCACUGUUAAUGUGUCACCCUCGUCCUACGGUUCUUUGAGACUGGCACUACACGUGAGACUAGCUUUGAACCAGCUCCACAGUUUAGGAUUCAGUGAAAAAGAUAUUGAUGACGUCAAAGGCAUCUUCGCUGAUACAAAUCUGUACUUAUUAUCAGCCACUGUUUUAAUUGCUAGUUGUCAUUUACUAUUUGACUUCCUAGCAUUCAAGAAUGAUGUUUCAUUCUGGCGUCGCAAGAAAACCUUAGCUGGUUUGUCUUCAAGAACGGUGUUCUGGCGAGCUUUCUCUCAGUCUGUGAUAUUCUUUUACCUUCUCGAUGAGCAGACCUCACUACUUGUUCUAAUUCCUGCGGGAAUUAGUGCUCUGAUUGAGAUAUGGAAAGUGAAGAAAGUUCUACACAUACGUAUAACAUGGCGUCCGUUCCGUAUAUACCGGGAAGUGACGUCAGAUGAGGCUGAGAAGACGACUGCUCGGGCAGAUGCCGAGGCUAUGAAAUAUUUGUCCAUGUUACUAUACCCGCUGUGUGUAGCGGGCGCUAUAUACUCGCUGGUCUACGAACCACAUAAGAGCUGGUACUCUUGGGCGUUACACAGUGUCGUGAACGGCGUGUAUGCCUUCGGAUUCUUAUUUAUGUUGCCGCAGCUGUUCGUGAACUACCGCCUGCGGUCAGUGGCUGCCCUGCCGUGGAGAGCCUUCAUGUACAAGGCCUUUAACACCUUUAUAGACGACGUCUUCGCCUUCAUCAUCACAAUGCCGACCGCGCACAGAGUAGCUUGUUUCAGAGACGACCUAGUGUUUCUUGUUUAUCUGUAUCAGAGAUGGCUCUACCCGGUCGAUAAGACCCGUACCGAUACUUCUGUCAGUAUGGACGAAGUGGCCGAGGAGGUCACAGACAAACAGAAGAAUGACUGAUGUUAUAUAGGACAUGUAGUAAAUUAAAUUAGAGGCUACGUUAUAUUAUUUUUGGGUUCCGUACAUCUGAAUGAUCAUCCGUCCGUUUGGCGAAUAUUGUUAUGAUUUUAUAUAUUCUAACAUUGAAAUGUUUUUGAAAUAAUCUGAAUGAAAUGAUAAUGCACUAUUUUUACAUUAAAAAAUUGAUUUUGUCAGACGGAGUGCUAAUGAAUUAAGUUCUUUAUAUUUUUAUUAUAAAGCUUGUCUAUUGACGGAUCGUUUAAAAGAAAUAUAAUGUAUAACUAUCGCGGAACCCUUUGUUGACAUGGAAUUAAAAAGAAUUAUUCUUAUCUUUAAGUAGUUAAAAUUAAUUUUACAUGACAUUAUACGUUAUUUAUUGUUCUCAGUGUAACCUGCAGGUUUAUUAAUAUUGUAAGUUAUAUGUUAUAAAAUUUUCAUAGAUGUCUGAUUGUUUUAACAAUUUAUAGUUAUAUGUAUACGCAACUAUUAUGUAAAAGAUGAUCGUAAUAACUUUUGCAAAAGAACUUUUAAAUUUGGUAAUGAUUCAUUGAUAAACAUGUAAUUCCUAUAGAAGCCAGUGUUGCUAUCGCUUGAAAUUUUCCAAUAUCUUUAAGUUUCAUUUUAAUUCGGUUUAUAUAUGUAUAGAGACAUGCUCAACGUUAAAUAAAAUGUUUUUUUGUUA